GCGAGCAGAAUCUUCUGGGUUGGCACCAAUCGCCCCUCGGCGAAAUCCCCUCAGAAAUAACGCAGCGGCGCGGGAACCAGCAGCCCCGCGAGCCCCGCGCGACGGGAGGCAGGUCGGAGAGGAGGAGAGGAAACGGUGGCGGCGGUGCCCCGCUCUUGCCAGGGGGCGCCUGGAGGAUGGGAGCAAGCAGCCGCGCCGAACCAAAGGGUGGCAGCAGCCCCAGCAAGCCGGGAGCUGCCUGGGCAGCCGCUUGAUUUCCCUUCGGCGGGGAGAAGGAGGAAAGAAGAGGUGGCGGCGGCAGAGGCAGCGGCGCCUUCUAGCUCUCCGGCUUCAGCGUCGGAGCUGCCGCCGCCGCCCUGAGAGCGAGGAGGAGCCAAGCCGCGGCUGGCAUGGAGCGGAAGAGCCCCGCUACUGCGGGGAAGCAGAACCCGGGCAGCCGGGCACCAGGGGACGGGCACUGCGCUCAGGGCAGCGGCGGGACAGCGGCGGCCGCCCAGCAUCGGAGCAGCGGCUGCGGCCAGCUCUCCGCGCCCACCGCCGCGUCUCCGGCUGCAGAGCCGGAGCAGCUGAUCCGGAGAGCGCUGGAUUUUAAAAGCCAAGGCGCUCAGUGCUACAAGGAAAAGAAAUGCCGGGAAGCCAUCGGCAAGUAUCACAGGGCGCUGCUGGAGCUGAAGGGACUGUUGUUGGCCCAGGAAGACGCCGAGGACGCCACUUCGGCCGCUUCGACCGCGGGGGCUACCGGCCUGGCCAAACUCUCCGAUGAACAGAGGCAACUGCUGGACAGCAUCGAAAUCGACUGUUACAACAGCCUGGCAGCCUGCCUACUUCAAGCUGAGCUGGUGAAUUAUGAGCGGGUCAAAGAAUAUUGCCUGAAAGUACUGAAGAAAGAAGGGGAGAACUUCAAGGCACUCUACCGGUCAGGAGUAGCAUUCUAUCACCUUGGAGACUACAACAAGGCCCUUUACUACUUGAAAGAAGCAAGGUCUCGACAGCCAACAGAUACCAAUGUUGUACGGUACAUCCAGUUGACAGAAAUGAAGCUUAGCAGAUGUUCCCAGAGGGAAAAGGAAACAUUGUAAGAAGAAACCCAGUUCUGUGGGCCUGAAUGGACAUGUCCUCCGCCAAACGAUCACCGGGUGAAUUGUCCUUCCCAUUGGCUUCACAUUAGACUGACAAGUUUUCUCUCCUCUCCUGAUGUUACUUUUGAACUAAGAAGAGAUCCUGGAUCUAGCUUUGGCUAUUUGCUGGUUUAGUGAUAACAUUCUAGUCCUCCUAGCACAAUUGCUCUGGGAAUUUGGAUGAAGAGAGCAAUAGAAAAGGAUUCACUUUGCCUUGUGCUUAUAUUCUGCUACUUUUGUCACAGCAGCCUUCCAGAGAUCCUCCUUUUCUCUUCAAAUACAAAGACAAUAGCUAAUGAAGAAAAAAUAUAUAUAAUGAAAGUCCCUUGUAGUACAUUUUACGUAGUACAGAAUGUUCAACAAAGUUGAGAGUCUGGGCAUGGGAUAGUAUCUAAAUGAGAAUGUGAAAGAUGCUGUUCUAUAUGGGGAUGAAAACUGGAACAAUUACUUAAUAUCAAAUAUAUGUUGUUAACAGGCAACAACCCCACAUAUUAUUUCUUAGAAGGCAUGGCUGGGCUCUAAUACAUAAGGGGGAAGCAUGAUUUUAUAAUUAGUUUUCAGAUUAUAGAAAUUGAAGCACUGAAUUAUGGGCUUGCCACCAUCUUAAUAUAUACCUUAACUUUUCUGUGCCUCAGUUUUUCCAUCUGUAUAGAGGGAACAAAAAUGUCUCCCUACCUCACAGGGGGUGUUGUGAGAAUUUGUUAACUAAUAUUUGUACAGUGCUAAAUUAUAUUACUGGU
Messenger RNA from Ahaetulla prasina, 1858 nucleotides. RefSeq names its product tetratricopeptide repeat domain 9 (gene TTC9). Lineage: Eukaryota; Metazoa; Chordata; Lepidosauria; Squamata; Colubridae. Bases 390 to 1079 code for a protein of 229 amino acids. The transcript is spliced from 3 exons. Gene Ontology annotation, molecular function: protein binding. The record is from RefSeq and is a predicted model, not a curated record.